Vigna angularis (adzuki bean) is the source of this 1251-nucleotide messenger RNA. RefSeq lists its product as uncharacterized. Gene Ontology annotation, cellular component: chloroplast. Gene Ontology annotation, biological process: protein folding. The record is from RefSeq and is a predicted model, not a curated record. Gene Ontology annotation, molecular function: protein-folding chaperone binding; protein homodimerization activity; adenyl-nucleotide exchange factor activity. The transcript is spliced from 3 exons. The coding region runs from base 140 to 1051 and encodes 303 amino acids. Lineage: Eukaryota; Viridiplantae; Streptophyta; Magnoliopsida; Fabales; Fabaceae.
UAAAAAUAAAACAAAGAAACUUGGUUUGGAGUUCGGAGAAACCACACAAAUACACAUCCAAGAGCAUUCCAGAACGCACGAACACAGACUAUCUCUGUUUUGUUACCCUCUGACGAGCAAAAGAGAAGAGAAUCAAUCAAUGGCUACUUUCCUCUCCAAUCAAUCUCUGUUUGCUCCUUGUCCUUGUUCUACUCCCUUCUCUUCAAAGCCCUUUCAAACCCUAAAACCCAAAAUCAUAUAUUUUUCAUCACGUGGGUUUCCACGUCCCCUAAAUUCCUCUCCCAAUCGAAGAACCCCACUAAAGUAUUCUCAAGAUCUCCCUCCAACUAGAAAUGAUGAGACAGGUGAGACCCGGAAAGAUUUCAGAGGGAUAGACGAUGAUGAAGAUAAAAAGCCAUUACCCAGUUUAAUGGUCCUCCUUGAAGCAUACAAGGAAGCCUUUUUUAAUGGUGAUGAAAAUGGUGUUGCUCUGAUUGAAGAGGGAAUAUAUUCAGCAGUAAAUAGAAAAAAUAAAUUGAUUCAGAAAGUAUCAAGUUUAUCAGCAGACAAAGCUACUUCCAAAGAUAGAUAUGUUCGAUUACAAGCUGAUUUUGACAAUUUUAGGAAAAGAUCUGACAAAGAAAGACUUAGCAUCCAAUCUGAUGCCCAACAAGAACUCAUUGAACAGCUUUUGUUGAUGGUGGACAGUUUUGAGAAAACAAAACAGCAAACUAAAGCAGCAACAGAGAAAGAGAAGAAAAUUGAUGUUAGCUAUCAAGGCAUUUACAAACAAUUUGUAGAGAUUCUGAGGAGUCAUCAUGUUUCAGUGAUAGCAACAGUGGGCAAGCCGUUUAAUCCCUUGCAUCAUGAAGCCAUUGCACGUGAGGAGUCAGCAGAAUUCAAGAAAGGGAUUAUAAUUAAAGAAUCACGACGUGGUUUCUUGCUCAGAGAUCGAGUUCUAAGGCCAGCCCAGGUGAAGGUUUCAUUAGGUCCUGGAACUAAGAAAUCUCCUGUGGCUCAUGACAACUCCAUGGAGCGACCUUCAACAGCUGCUGGAAUAGAUGAAAGAUAGUCUCUUGAACCUUCUUACUCAUUAAAAGUCUAGCUCCACCUGCAUACGUCACGUCUUUACAUUGGUCAACUUAAAGUGCUUCUAGUAUUCAAUAUUUUGGUAUUCGGGCCGUAGCUAGUCUGUUGGACCUGGCAAAUUUUAACUUGUGCCCCACACCACACUUGAAUUUUUGAGAAAGUGAAUAAUUUUGUUCAUAGGAA